AUGAACGCCCCAUCGCAAUCCAUUCGCGACGUCUUUGACGGUUUUCGCCAGGAGCUGGAUGAUUACAAUGACAGAAGAGAACGCUUGAUCAAGUCCAGCCGCGACAUCACCAACUUGUCCAAGAAGGUUAUUUUCCUCCUCCAUCGUCUGGUACUUGAAGAGGACGAGCCUGUCUCAGGAUAUGAGAAGGCCGUGAAACAGGCGCUUCCCAGGCUCCGUGAAAUUCAAGAGAUUUUCUUCAGGCUUAAGGGCGAAAUCCAGGGGGCCAAUUUUUGGCACCAUCGCCGAUCGGUUUCUCCUGGGCUUCAAGAGUACAUUGAGGCUUUGAGCUUUGCUCAUUACCUGGAACAUGGCACCUUGAUCACUUUCGCUGGGGUGCAGGCCACCUUGGCCGACGCAUCAGGCGUACCUUACUUUCCUUUACCCAAAGAAGAUUACUUGCUAGAUUUUGAUCGGUUUACGCCACACAUAUAUGAGCUAUCCAAGAAGCAGCAUGUCACAGCACAGUCAUUAGAGAAAAUUGAAACCGGCAAGCUGCUCUCGUUUGCGUUGCUUCUAUUAUCGGCUGUUUACUCCAUCGUUGUUCGCGGAUCCGAGUUCGACCUCCCGCAGGAGGUAUUGGACGACAUCAUUGCACGUUCAAUGUCAACCGUGAACGACGGUAGUACCAGAAGCAAAGGAAAAGACGUUCACGAUCGUGCAAAUGAGGAUGAACUUGGGAUCUGA
This is a messenger RNA of Coniophora puteana RWD-64-598 SS2, 726 nucleotides long. Its product is annotated as Translin. The transcript is spliced from 6 exons. Lineage: Eukaryota; Fungi; Basidiomycota; Agaricomycetes; Boletales; Coniophoraceae. The record is from RefSeq and is a predicted model, not a curated record. The coding region runs from base 1 to 726 and encodes 241 amino acids. Gene Ontology annotation, molecular function: RNA binding; RNA endonuclease activity; sequence-specific DNA binding. Gene Ontology annotation, cellular component: cytoplasm; nucleus.